AUGGCAGUUCAGGCUGUCGCUGCCUUUCGCUCCUCUGUGUUCAUCACACUACCAAUUCUGGAUUUUUCUUUUUCAGAUGCAAAAGAAAUUGUUUUAAAAGCCCAGAUCUUAGCAGGAGGAAGAGGAAAAGGUGUCUUCAAUAGCGGUUUGAAAGGAGGUGUUCACUUAACAAAAGAUCCUCACGUCGUGGGACAGCUGGCCAAACAGAUGAUUGGAUAUAAUCUAGCAACCAAACAAACUCCGAAAGAAGGUGUGAAGGUUCACAAGGUGAUGGUUGCCGAGGCCUUGGACAUCGCCAGGGAAACCUACCUGGCGAUUCUGAUGGACCGGUCCUGCAACGGCCCCGUGCUGGUGGGCAGCCCCCAGGGCGGCGUGGACAUUGAGGAGGUGGCCGCCUCGAACCCAGAACUUAUCUUUAAGGAGCAAAUUGACAUUUUUGAAGGGAUAAAGGACAGUCAAGCUCAGCGGAUGGCAGAGAAUCUAGGCUUCCUUGGGCCUUUGAAAAACCAGGCUGCGGAUCAAAUUAAGAAGCUGUAUAAUCUCUUCUUGAAAGUUGACGCUACUCAGGUGGAAGUGAAUCCCUUUGGUGAAACUCCAGAAGGACAAGUUGUCUGCUUUGAUGCCAAGAUAAACUUCGAUGACAACGCAGAGUUCCGACAAAAGAAUAUCUUCGCUAUGGACGACAAGUCAGAGAAUGAGCCCAUUGAAAAUGAAGCUGCCAGAUACGAUCUGAAGUACAUAGGACUGGAUGGGAACAUUGCUUGCUUUGUGAAUGGUGCCGGGCUUGCCAUGGCUACCUGUGACAUCAUUUUCCUUAACGGUGGGAAGCCAGCCAACUUCUUGGAUCUUGGUGGCGGUGUAAAGGAAGCUCAAGUAUAUCAAGCAUUCAAAUUGCUCACAGCUGAUCCUAAGGUUGAAGCGAUCCUCGUCAAUAUUUUUGGUGGCAUCGUCAACUGCGCCAUCAUCGCCAAUGGAAUCACCAAAGCCUGCCGGGAGCUAGAGCUCAAGGUGCCCCUGGUGGUCCGGCUUGAAGGUGAGUCAUGAGUCACGGCGGAUUUCCACUGCGCCAGGA
This is a messenger RNA of Microcebus murinus (gray mouse lemur), 1072 nucleotides long. The record is from RefSeq and is a predicted model, not a curated record. NCBI's taxonomy places the organism in Eukaryota, Metazoa, Chordata, Mammalia, Primates, Cheirogaleidae.